AUGGGAAAAGCUUCAAAAGACAAACGCGACGCUUACUACCGGCUCGCUAAAGAGCAGAACUGGCGAGCUCGCUCAGCAUUCAAAUUGAUCCAGAUUGACGAACAAUUCGAUCUUUUCGCACACGCAGACCCUGACAGCGUCACUCGCGUCGUUGACCUUUGCGCUGCGCCUGGAAGUUGGAGCCAAGUACUUAGUCGUGUGCUCAUCAAGGGCGAAAGUUUCGGACGAAGAGCUUGGUUAGAAAAACGCCGGCGAGAUAAGAAGGCUCUUGAGAAACUGGCAAAGGAGAUCCAGACCAACGACAAACAAGAAGAAGAUGGCGAAGACUCGGAAGAUGAAUCUACAAUUCUAAAACCACGAAAUAAUGUCAGGAUUGUCGCAAUUGAUCUGCAACCCAUGGCGCCGUUGGAGGGAAUCACCAUGAUGAAGGCAGAUAUAACCCAUCCAUCGACGAUACCGCUUCUCCUUCGCGCACUUGAUCCUGAGUAUUACGAAGCCGAACCUGAGAAACAAAAUACAACCGCAGAAUCCACAAUACCAAGGCAACUUCCAUCCCGCCACCCUCAUCCCGUGGAUUUAGUCAUCUCCGACGGUGCACCAGACGUCACCGGCCUCCACGACCUCGAUAUCUAUAUACAAUCCCAACUCCUCUACGCCGCCCUCAAUCUGGCCAUCGGUGUGCUGAGACCAGGCGGAAAAUUCGUCGCAAAAAUCUUCCGCGGUAGAGACGUGGAUUUACUCUAUGCACAGCUACGGACGGUAUUCGAGAAGGUGUCCGUUGCGAAGCCGAGGAGUAGCCGUGCGAGCAGUCUAGAGGCCUUUGUGGUUUGCGAAGGGUUCAUGCCCCCUGAGGAAUUCGAUUCGGCGCAUGCGCUGCAGAAUCCGAUGUUUGGGGGUGCGGCUGCUGUGAAGACUAAUGAAGAUGGAACUGUGGGUUAUGAUAUUCCGGAUGAAGAGGAUGAGGACGAAGCUCGGAAAGAAAGUCGAGUUGCGCAGCCUGUCUCUUCAAGUGGUGGUGAUGAUGUGACCCAACACCUGGCUCUUGAGCAGCUCUCAUUGUCUGAACAACUGUCUCAUCGCCCACCGCAUGAGUCGCGCUGGAUUCCUCCGUUUAUUGCCUGCGGAGACCUUUCUGCUUGGGAUGCUGAUGCGUCGUAUGCAUUGCCCGAGGGAUACGUCAGUCUGGACCCUGUGCAGCCGCCUACAGCGCCACCAUAUAAGCGGGCAUUGGAGAUGAGAAAGGAGUUGGGUGGGGCUUAUGGGAAGACGAAGUUGGGGGCUAUGGGUCGUGCUUGA
Talaromyces amestolkiae is the source of this 1296-nucleotide messenger RNA. RefSeq lists its product as uncharacterized. The record is from RefSeq and is a predicted model, not a curated record. The transcript has a single exon. Gene Ontology annotation, molecular function: tRNA methyltransferase activity. Gene Ontology annotation, cellular component: cytoplasm. The coding region runs from base 1 to 1296 and encodes 431 amino acids. Gene Ontology annotation, biological process: cytoplasmic translation; tRNA methylation. Lineage: Eukaryota; Fungi; Ascomycota; Eurotiomycetes; Eurotiales; Trichocomaceae.